Oreochromis niloticus (Nile tilapia) is the source of this 3630-nucleotide messenger RNA. It is a transcript of the gene asb10, whose product is annotated as ankyrin repeat and SOCS box containing 10. The transcript has 5 exons. Gene Ontology annotation, cellular component: cytoplasm. Gene Ontology annotation, molecular function: protein binding. Gene Ontology annotation, biological process: intracellular signal transduction. Lineage: Eukaryota; Metazoa; Chordata; Actinopteri; Cichliformes; Cichlidae. The record is from RefSeq and is a predicted model, not a curated record. The coding region runs from base 1728 to 3116 and encodes 462 amino acids.
AAACCAUAGAUUUAAUAUGUCCACAGGGGGCUGUGAGGGCAGGGGGUGUUACUGCUGCUGAUGUUUUUUUUUGUUAUCAUCAGAGUUGCCUCCGCUUCACAGAGAGAGAAAAAGGGGGAAAAAAGGAAACACGAAUGCCCACCAUUUGAGAAAUGAAUUUAUCGAAGUGGCUGUCUUUUUCCCCAUUAGUAAGUGUUUAGUUCAGCGUUUUAAAUAAUUGCGUUACCAGGAAUGAUAUUUAAAAUACAUUUGGGAGUCAAUGAGGCGGGAAAGUGCCUACAUGUUUUGCUGAUGACACCCGGGCCAUUUGGAAGACAUCAAAGUAGAGAGGAGGUAGCCCAGAUGCAUAUUAUAAACUCAUUAUGUAUAUCAUUUAAAAGGAUGUACUCCAGCCGCAAAAACAAUAUUCCUAGUCUCUCUCUGGUAAUGUGUGUUUUCAAAGUUGAAACUCUUACUCGCCUUCAGUUUAAUGUGGCAUCUAUUACCAACUGUAACAUAAAAUAAAUGACCUUGAUUUCCAUACCAGAACAGUCGUUAAGGUAUAGAUGAGAUGCGGCUCUGCCUCUGUGUUUUCGAGUAGAAAAGAAGGUAAAACCUCUUCGCCAAUAUCGUGUAUUCCUCCACCUGUGGCGCAAACUUUGUUUUCCGCAGAGCUUGCAGGCAUCUUAAUAGACUCCAACACGAAGGCGGAUAAGUACACCUUAAAAAGUGUGUUUUUGAUACGCAAUGUAUCAGAUACUGCUAAAAUUAGAUGGUGAUGCUGAUGGUGUCAAACUGAAGGUCACCCUUUGAAGACAUGAAAUUCCAUCCUUGGUGUCUACAGAGCUGUGAGAUCUGUUUUGUUUUGGGGGUUUUUUGUUUUGUUUUUUUUUCUGGGUAGAAUUUCUACAACUGGAAAAUGGUUGUUCAUCAGUCAAAAGAGAUGUUUGUCAGAUGCCUAGCGAGUAGGCUUAAGAGGCUUAAUUAUGUGCCGUCCCUCCGCCAUCAGAACACUACACGUGGGGCAGAGUGACACAGCGGUUGCCAGUCAUUCAGCCUAAUGUUCUAAUGCAGGGAGCCAUGUGGAUACAUAAAAUCCAUUAAAGCUCUUGGAAAAAAAAUACUGAGCUGAAAAAGGCAUUCUGCUAGCUACUCAGGGGCUUACAAAUAGGGCAUUCUUAUUUGCUCUUCCUCUAAGAAAAAUGUCGUGGCAAAAUCUGUCCUUACAGGUCUGGAGAUUUUUUAUUUUUUAACAUGGUUUUUUUUGUUUUUUUUUGUUAAAACAAUGAAGGUGAACAGUGCACAAAAAGGUUCACAUCCACUGACUUUUCAGACUUAUGCUCAAUAAAUUUAAAGUAGGGUAAGUUGAAAGAACCACACUGAAAAUCAGUAGUUUUUAAGCCUCCUUUUGGUAAAGUUUUGCUAAAUUACAUGUAAUUUUAGUAAAUAUUGUAUUACUUUUAAAACAGCAUGCACUGGGUUUGAUACUAGCAGACUAACAGAGACUUUAUAACUUUGCUGGAGGCAAACAGGAGAGGUUUGAGUGGCUGCGUGUGAGACAUAAAAAUAGCAUUUACUUGUCACGCUGCAGGGAGGGUCUCAUGCCGAAUAUCAAAACAACUCGGUGAAUCAACCCUGUGAACAGCCGGCGGGUACAAAGUGGACAUCAGCCAGAGAGAGUGAAAUAACAACAGAAACAGAGAGAGGGGACUUGUUAGACAUAAUCAUACACAUAUCACACAACAAGCAUGUCGAGAGGCAGCUUUGUCUUUACGUCCAUGGCCUUGCGUUCUCUUGAACUUGACAAGGACACGUUAGAGAGAUACAAGUACAGCAAGCAACUUGCCUCUCAUAAUCUGAGUAGCUAUAUGCUGAAGAAGGAGGCCAACAACAGAGCACUGCUGAAGUCCCUGCCACCAGCUGUCUGCCACGAUGUGGUCAUCCACAAUGCUUUGUAUACAGGAGACCUGGAGGCUAUGCAGCACUUUUUUCCUAGAGGAUCCACAGCAAACCUCAUCAUUGAGCCACAGGGAGGGGAAAUGCGCUGGGCUGCCAGAGGGGAAGGACUGUGGUCACUGACUUAUGAGCAGGAGCUGACGACACCGCUUCACAUCACAGCUGGUCGAGGCUUCACGGACUGCCUGAGGCUCCUGCUGCAGCGCGGAGCAGAUGUUGACCUAGCACCUGGCGGCACCACUGCGCUGCACGAGGCUUGUGAAAACUGCCAACCAGAGUGUGCCAAACUCUUGCUGAUGCACGGUGCCAAUGCCAAUGCUGUCUCAGAGGACGGCCUUAUGCCUUUGCAUGUUUGUACAAGCCAUGAAUCCCUUGAAUGUGCCAAGUAUCUCCUUCAGUAUGGAGCUGCAAUCAACGGCUGCACUGUAGAUGAAUAUGACACUCCUCUCCAUGUGGCUGCCAGGAAUGGCCUCCCAGACCACACUGAGCUGUACCUGCGUCAUGGAGCUGCUGUGGACAAACAGAACCAUGAGGGUCUCACCUCCCUCAAUUCUGCUUGCUCACAGCCCCAGGAGGCACAGGACCUCCGUAAUUAUUUCAAGGUGUGUCAGAUACUGAUAAACGCAGGGGCCAACAUCCACACUGAGGAACAGGACAAACGCACUCCUUUGCACAUGGCCUGUAAGAAUGCGAACCCAGACAUAGUGGAUCUACUGCUGGAAAAUGGGGCCAGUGUUAACGACAUGGACUAUGGAGGUGAAGCUCCAAUGCACAACAUCCUGAAGGUGGUGGCCUACAAGACUUCCCAUAGUCCCGAGAGGAUUGUCCGCUCUCUGCUCAACCACGGCUCCAUUCGGGUGUGGCCCGGUGCUCUUCCGAAGGUUUUGAUGCACUGCUCCAAAUCACCACGCACCAUUGAGGUUCUCCUGAAUGCCUACAGUCACCUCAAAGUCACGGACACCUGGGUUGAGUCUGUGUCAGAAGAGGUGUUUAAGGAAUACAAAGAAUUUUAUGAGUCAGUCUUCUCCCUGGAAAUGACUCCUCGCUCCCUGCAACACUUGGCUCGCUGCAGCCUCAGGAGAUUCUUGGAAGGCCGGGUACACAAAGUGGUCCCAAAGCUUGAUCUGCCCAAGUUCAUCAAGAACUACCUUCUCCUGGAUUUCAGAGGAUACAUUCACUAAAAGUGCAAUCUGAGUGUGAAUCUUUGUACCAAAUAUCGAUGGUGAUAAAAGUCCAACAAUGUGAAUCAAUACGCAGAUUUUUUAGGGUGCGUGCUGCCACACAUGAGAUUUUCAGGAGGCAGACGCAGAGUCGUUUGCUGUCAUGUUUUGAUCCAUGUCUCGGCGCAGAAACACGUUUGAUGUUGCACCACAAGAGGGCGCUACAGACUAGAAUUAAUAAAUUAUGCAGUGGGGCUGCAGCUGUAUUGUUUUAUAUUUUCUUUACUUUUUUUGAUCACUUUUUCUUUUUUUCGUACUUCUACACUUUAAUUUAAAAAGGACGACUUGUUUUAAAUUGUAUACAUAAUUAUUAUCAUAGGUCAGCGCUAGGGAGCAUAGUAAUUAUGUUUUGCACAUCGAGGAUUGCCAUCAAAAUAUUUGCAUUAAUCGUUUGAUUCACCGAGAUGCCUGUGAUUAUAUAUAUGAAUAAAACAGGCUUGAAAUGAAAAAGUUUUCCACCACUGCUGCAUGAUCA